This is a messenger RNA of Diaporthe citri, 1947 nucleotides long. RefSeq lists its product as uncharacterized. Gene Ontology annotation, cellular component: cytoplasm; mitochondrion. Gene Ontology annotation, biological process: mitochondrial glycyl-tRNA aminoacylation. Gene Ontology annotation, molecular function: ATP binding; glycine-tRNA ligase activity. Bases 1 to 1947 code for a protein of 648 amino acids. The record is from RefSeq and is a predicted model, not a curated record. Lineage: Eukaryota; Fungi; Ascomycota; Sordariomycetes; Diaporthales; Diaporthaceae. The transcript has 3 exons.
AUGCCGCCUAUGACAACACUCAAGGGUCAGGUAUUCGACCGCCCUCUGUUUGAAUCGGUCUUGAAGCGGCGCUUCUUCUUCACCGAGUCCUUCGAGAUAUAUCGUGUCGCCCGCAACUGGACCGGCGACAACAAAGGUCUCUACGACUAUGGCCCACCGGGCUGCGCUCUCCAGGCUAACCUCGUGGAUGCCUGGAGGAAGCAUUUUGUACUGGAAGAGAACAUGCUCGAGAUCGACUGCAGCGUCGUCACCCCGGAACCGGUCCUAAAGACUAGCGGCCACGUCGACAAAUUCGCUGAUUGGAUGUGUAAAGAUCCUGUAAGGGGCGAGUAUCUGAGAGCCGAUCAUCUUGUUGAGAAUGUGCUCGAGACGCGGCUAGCCACCGGAGUCAAGGGCCCGGAUCGGGACUCCCAAAAGUUGAGUGAAGCCACCGUGUCCGAGUACAACAAUGUUCUCGCCAAGAUCGACAACUACGACGGCGACCAGUUGGGUGAACUCAUAAAACGGCUCGAUAUCCGCAACCCUCUUGGAAAUGGAGAAGUCCUCCCUCCAGUUCCCUUCAAUCUUAUGUUCAAAUCCACCGUUGGACCAAGCUCAGCAGCUCCUGUAUACCUACGUCCUGAAACCGCGCAGGGCCAGUUUCUAAACUUCAAGAAGCUUCUGGACUAUAAUCAGGGCUUGAUACCUUUCGCCUCCGCAAGCGUUGGUAAAUCCUAUAGGAACGAAAUUUCUCCCAGGUCUGGUCUGCUCCGGGUGAGGGAGUUCCUCAUGGCUGAAAUAGAGCACUAUACCGACCCAGACAAGAAAGAUCACAGACGAUUCUCUGAAGUCACAGGUAUCGAGUUACCGUUGCUCGAUAGAGCCACUCAGCUUGCUGGCAAAACAGCGCCAAAGAUCUUGACCGUGCAGGAGGCUGUGGAAGCAAAAAUGAUCGAUAAUCAAACUCUGGGCUAUUUUCUGGCUCGAAUCAUGCUCUUCCUUCUCAAGAUAGGAGUCGACCGGUCGAAGAUCCGGUUCAGACAGCACUUAGCAAACGAAAUGGCUCAUUAUGCUUGUGACUGCUGGGACGCAGAGCUUCUGACCAGUUACGGCUGGAUCGAAUGCGUGGGCUGCGCGGACAGAAGCGCGUAUGACCUUACCGUCCACUCGAAGUUUACGGGCACCGACUUGAAAGUCAAAGAAAGCCUCCACGGUGGCUCUAUCAAGAAAGAUAUAUGGGAAGCAACGCUGGACAAGAAGCUUGUUGGCCCAAGGUUCAAGAAGGAUGCCAAAAUCGUCCAAGAGAGCGUUGCCGCACUUGAUCAGUCCAAACUAGAGAUGCUGGCUGAAGAACUCGAUAAUAAGGGUGUAGUGACGGUUGACACAUCAACACCGUUGGCUGAUGGGGCGACAUCAGUGGCGCUUUCACAGGACCUUCUAACCAUCAAGAAAGAGACGCGUGUGCAAACGACACGAGAGUAUACGCCGAAUGUGAUCGAACCGUCAUUCGGUAUUGGCCGUAUCUUGUACAGUCUUCUGGAACAUGUGUACUGGAAUCGACCACAGGAUACUGCAAGAGCAGUUCUGUCGCUGCCUCUCGCCGUGGCGCCUACAAAGGUGCUCAUAGUUCCUAUUUCGGCGCAGCCACAAUUCAGCACCAUCAUAAAAAAGCUGUCAGCCCGGCUGAGGAAGCUUGGUAUCUCUAACAAUGUCGACUCUUCUGGUGCCUCGAUUGGAAAACGUUACGCUCGCAAUGAUGAGCUCGGCACCCCCCUCGGUAUCACUGUUGAUUUUGACACUGUGGCGAACGGGUCGCUCACCCUGAGGGACCGUGACAGCACAUCACAAGUCCGCGGUUCAGAGGAUGAUGUGAUUAUGGCCGUAAAGGAUAUGGUUGACGGCACACAAACAUGGAAUGAUGUAGCGAAGCGCCUGCCCCCUUUCACAGGCCAAGGCCAGGAAGACUGA